AUGAGUGAGAGUGAGGAGGACGCGGGGGGCUUGGGCGUGGGAGGUGAAUGGAAUGGAAUAUAAUUUUCUUUUUUUGCUAUUUUUCCAUGUGAUUUACUUCCCAGGAAUCACCAUUCCCCUUCCAUUUUAUUGCCAUCCUUGCCGGGGCAAUGAACUGAUUGCGUUGCUGUGAAAUCAACCGAAGCAGAAAUUGGUGCUGUUCUUCCCAGGUGCGACAGAGAGGGAUUUUUGUACACGAUGCCUGGACCCUGUCAGCGUCUUCGACUACCGUCCCUUGUGACCGUCAUGCGUAGCCCCAAGGCUGAAUGUUCACCUGUGAGGCGAAAGGAACACCAUCGGGUGGUCAUGAUGGGAGCAGCUCGGGUGGGGAAAUCCUCAAUCAUCUCUCAGUUUCUCUACGACAAAUACCUGGCUCGCUACCGACAGACCGUCGAGGAGCUACAUAGGGGUGAAUAUGAGUUGCCUGAUGGAGCUGCUCUGACCCUAGAUAUUUUGGACACUUCGGGAGCCUAUCAGUUUCCCGCCAUGAGGGCUCUAUCCAUAUCCACGGGGGGAGCUUUUAUUCUUGUCUUUUCCGUGGACGAGGAAGAAUCGUGGAAGGAAGUGGAACGCCUUAGAGAACAAAUCAUCGAAGCCCGUGGCUAUCGUGUGCCCAUAGUUAUAGUGGCCAAUAAAGCGGACCUGAAGGAGCGGAAAUUGCCACGUGAAUUGACCGAGACAAUCGCAACAGUUGACUGGGAAUGUGGGUAUGUGGAGGCUAGCGCCAAGGACAAUACAGGAAUUGUAGAUGUGUUCAAGGAGUUGCUGGCGCAGGCCAAGAUUCGGUACAAUCUCAGUCCAGCUGUCCGGAGACGCCGACAAUCGCUACCAUCGUAUGCCAGUCAGCACAAUGGGAAGGGCCCAUCGACGCCGAAGCACUCCCUGAAGCGGCACUCCUGCACCGUGGCGUAGGUGAAAAUCGUCAGACACCUCCACCCGGACACCCACGCUUCCUGCAGCCGUACUUUUGCGCGCCAAAGUCAUUUCGUCACCCUGGUCCCCAGGGGACUUCGGUGUUCGGAAAUACAAAUACACGGCGGAUAUUGCGUCGCUAGAGCCUUAUUGGGGAGGGAGAGUACGAUGAUGAUAAACAUGAGGAACAAGGUUAAAAUUUUUUUCUUAAUGACUAUUUCACCGAAAAAUUCCACGUAAUUCCAAUGGGAGACAAGCUUUGUCUUCAGGGCAGCUUUUCAGAUGUGGAACACAUUAACAGGGUGCUCUAAUGAAAUUUCGCGAGACCUUUAAAUAACACGGAAUUAUAAAAACAGUUUCCUGAUUGAUAAAAUUCAGGUUGUGAAUUUAUAUGGAAUAUUAAUAAAGUUCAACGAUACUUGAGCAUUAUCCACAUGUAAAAGGUUUAAAAUAAUUUAGGGAUGAGCUAUAGUGGGUUAAUUACAUAUGGAUAAUGCUUUAGAGCGAUCUGAGAAAAGAAAAUUUGCAACGUCCGAAUAUAAAAUCGCAGGUUAGUAUAGGCUAUAUGUAUGCAAAGUUAAUGAAUUUUUCAUGAAGACACCAAAAAUGUGCAGUAUUACGAUUGGUUUUGGCAGGGACACAUGCAAAUGACGAACAUUUGUGUAAAAAAAAUGAAAAAUAAAUUGGAAAUAUCCUAAAUUUAUUAAUGAGACUGAUAAAACCGUUCCGUAUUUGACAAAUGGACGCCAUUCUAAAACGAUUUUUAAUAAGAAAUUUAGAAAUUUGGAUAAUAUUUUGACACAGAUGUAAGUCAUUUUAUUGUGUCUGCC
Messenger RNA from Phlebotomus papatasi, 1781 nucleotides. Its product is annotated as GTP-binding protein Rhes-like. NCBI's taxonomy places the organism in Eukaryota, Metazoa, Arthropoda, Insecta, Diptera, Psychodidae. The transcript has 2 exons. Gene Ontology annotation, molecular function: GTPase activity; GTP binding. Bases 238 to 951 code for a protein of 237 amino acids. The record is from RefSeq and is a predicted model, not a curated record.